This is a messenger RNA of Haliotis rubra (blacklip abalone), 1641 nucleotides long. RefSeq names its product D-beta-hydroxybutyrate dehydrogenase-like. The transcript has 9 exons. NCBI's taxonomy places the organism in Eukaryota, Metazoa, Mollusca, Gastropoda, Lepetellida, Haliotidae. The record is from RefSeq and is a predicted model, not a curated record. The coding region runs from base 141 to 917 and encodes 258 amino acids. Gene Ontology annotation, molecular function: oxidoreductase activity.
GCAGACAGUAUGUGUAACAUCGGCACAGCUGCAGACUGACAAACUUUGCACUGCAAGAUUAUACGGGGUGCUGUAUGGUAGUGUGAGUCUGAGAGGCGCAUACCGGAAGACAAGACACACAAACCCGCGACGUCACAGACAUGGACGGUAAAGUUGCCCUGGUAACAGGAUCCACAACGGGCAUUGGUUUAGGAAUAGCCAAUCAUCUCGCAGAAAAAGGAUGUUCGAUCAUUUUGACUGGAUUGGGAAGCCAAGAGCUCAUCGAUUCCAUCCUGAAGGAUUUUAAAAAAUACAAAGGCCGAGUUGAUUAUGUUGCCGCUGACCUCUUUGACCCUGUGUCUAUUGCAACCUUCUGUGACAAAGUCUGUGAUAUACACCCUGAUGGAGUUGAUAUCCUCGUCAACAACGCAGGUAUUCAGUACGUCAGAGCCGUCGAAGACUACCCCCUGGAGAAGUGGAAUCAGAUGAUUGCCAUAACCCUGACGGCGCCAUUCCUUCUCACCAAACACUUCCUGUCACGGAUGAAACAGAAGGGCUGGGGUCGCAUCAUCAACAUGUCUUCACAGAUGGCGGUGAUCAGCACCAAUGGCAAAGCUCCAUACUCCGCAGCUAAAUCCGGCCUCGUGGGCUUCACUAAGGGCGUGGCGCUUGAGGCUGCUGAAUUCGGCGUGACGUGCAACGCCAUCUGCCCCGGGUUUGUUGAUGCUCCAAUGGCCAUUCGGCAGAUGGAGGAUAUGUCUAAAGAAAAGGGGAUAAGUUUCAAGGCUGCGAGGGAACAUUUCACCAACGAGCAUCCAACCAAGAAACCUGUCACUAUAGACGAGGUGUGUGGUCUCGUUGACUUCCUGUGCACAUCAUCAGCAGACAACAUGACAGCAAGCGCCAUCUUGAUGGACGGCGGGAACGUUGCUCACUAGCACAAUGUCCGGCAGGGCAGGAGUGACACUACGUCCAUGAAGUAAUCAGAUUCUAUUGAUAAAUAACCACAAUUCCAAUACCACAAUUCUAGAAAUCUGGAGUACGAGUGACGCUGAGAUUUGCUAUUUGAUAAUAAUCUUGUCCAGAUAUUUUGGGGGAAAGUCAUUUGGCCUCAGGUUCUUGAUGGACGGCGGGAACGUUGCCCACCAGCACAAUGUCAAGCAGGGCAGGAGAAGUGAAACGAGAUCCAUGAAGUAACCAGAUUCUAUUGAUAAAUAACCACAAUUCCAAUGCCACAUUUCUGUCAUUCUCGAGCACGACUGGCCUGAGAUUUGCUAUUUAAUAAUAAUCUUGUCCAGAAUUCCAAACAAAUUGUCAGAGAAACAUUUUAUGUCCAAGAGCAGUGACUAUCUCUUUCUUUCUAUGUUGAGCUUUCUAUGAUAAGAGCUACACGAAGGACUUGGUUCCUUCUGAUGCCAGAAAAUGUGGCUGUCUUUGAAGUAUCGCCCUCUAACAUCCAACAUUAGUUUCUUCAGUAUAUAUUUGAUUGUUCGUUUGACAUCAACACAACAUUUAUAGAGAAAAAACAACAAGUAUGAGCAAGUUUGUUAUCCAAGACGUAAUAGUCAUCAGACAAUGGUGUUGUUAUUUCCAUCAACAUUAAUAAGUAUUUUACGAAAGAAUGUUUAUGUUGAAAAUUCUGAAUAAAAGUUUCGAAAAAAA